AUUAAGUCUGUGGAGAAGAAACAGACAACAAAAGAAGAACAAAAUUCAAAGAAGAAGACAACGAUCUUCUUAUAUUUCUAAAAAUGGAGGUUCUUCUGAAAUUAUCCCCUUCAGAUUCUCUUCUUAAGGAUAAAGUUCUUGGAUCUGCUCAAAUCCUUGAAUCUAGUAAGGGUGAUGACGAUCAUCAAGAGCUUGAAUAUGCCAAGGCGGAGAUGAGCGAGGUAAAGGAAGAGAACGAGAAACUUAAAGGGAUGCUCGAACGAAUUGAAAGUGAUUACAAAUCUCUCAAGCUCAGAUUCUUUGACAUAGUUCAACAAGAAGCUUCCAACAACCAACCUCAAGAUCAAAACAUGGUUCGUCUUCAGAAGGCGACAACGGACUUGAGUUCUUGUGAUCAAGAACACGAGCUUGUGUCUCUUUCCCUCGGGAGAAGUGCUUCUCGGAGUGAUAACACCUCUAAAAAGGAAGAUAAAUCAGACGCGAUCAGCAAAGAAGUCAACGCUAACGAAGAGUUGACCAAGGCUGGCUUGACGUUAGGAUUCAGUAACGGGAGUUUAUCUAGCCAGGAAAAUAGCUCCGAAGAAGCUCCGGGAGAAACUUUGCCGCCAGGUAAAGUGACCAAGAAGAGAAGCUCUCCGGCACCUGACUCCGGUGGCGAUGUUGAAGGAGAGGCCGGUCAGCAAAAUCAUGUAAAGAGAGCUAGAGUUUGUGUUAGAGCGAGAUGUGACACACCAACGAUGAAUGAUGGUUGUCAAUGGAGAAAAUAUGGUCAAAAGAUUGCGAAAGGAAACCCAUGUCCACGAGCAUACUAUCGCUGCACCGUUGCACCUGGAUGUCCCGUUAGAAAACAGGUCCAAAGAUGUGCAGACGACAUGUCCAUACUAAUCACAACCUAUGAAGGAACACACAGCCAUCCUCUUCCACUCUCAGCCACCACCAUGGCCUCCACUACUUCAGCCGCCGCCUCCAUGCUCCUCUCCGGCUCCUCCUCCUCCUCAUCAGCUGCCGAAAUGAUCGGAAACAACCUCUAUGACAAUUCAAGAUUUAUCAACAACAACAACAAAUCCUUCUAUUCACCCACACUUCAUUCUCCAUUACACCCUACAGUCACUCUAGACCUCACUGCACCACAACACUCUUCCUCUUCUUCAUUGCCUUCUUUAAAUUUCAACAAAUUCUCCAACUCUUUCCAAAAAUUCCCAUCCACAAGCCUAAAUUUCUCUUUUAAUCCAUCAUCAUCAUCAUCAUCAACCACUCUCAACAUACCCGCGAUUUGGAGCAGUGGGUAUUCUUCUUAUACUCCAUAUCCUUACAACAAUGUACAAUUUGGAACGUCCAACCUAGGUAAAACAGUCCAAAAUAGCCAAUCCUUGACUGAAACCCUAACGAAAGCGCUUACUUCCGACCCAAGUUUCCAGACCGUGAUCGCUGCUGCGAUCUCAUCCAUGGUUGGAUCCAACGGGGAGAAACAGAUCGUGCAUCCUAUUAGCAACAAUGUUCAGCAAACUGCCGCGACGAAUAACAUCAAAGGAUGUGGAGGAUAUUUUAGCAGCUUAUUGAUGUCUAACAUAAUGGCAAAUAAUCAAACGGGUGCGUCUUCGGAUCAACCAUCGUCGCAACUUCAGUUAUCUAUGUUCAAGAACUCUUCUUCAUCAUCUUCCACGACUAGUUUCGUGAACAAGGAAGAGAAAAGCUAGUUAUUGUAUCAAAAGAAUCUCCUUUGUUAAUUUUUGGGGUGAUUUUUUCAUUAGGUGUUGUAGUAUUGCAUCAGAA
Raphanus sativus (radish) is the source of this 1773-nucleotide messenger RNA. RefSeq names its product probable WRKY transcription factor 72. The record is from RefSeq and is a predicted model, not a curated record. Gene Ontology annotation, molecular function: sequence-specific DNA binding; DNA-binding transcription factor activity. NCBI's taxonomy places the organism in Eukaryota, Viridiplantae, Streptophyta, Magnoliopsida, Brassicales, Brassicaceae. Bases 84 to 1697 code for a protein of 537 amino acids. The transcript is spliced from 4 exons. Gene Ontology annotation, biological process: regulation of DNA-templated transcription.